This is a messenger RNA of Lampris incognitus (smalleye Pacific opah), 2354 nucleotides long. It is a transcript of the gene mccc1, whose product is annotated as methylcrotonyl-CoA carboxylase subunit. Gene Ontology annotation, cellular component: mitochondrion. The record is from RefSeq and is a predicted model, not a curated record. Gene Ontology annotation, molecular function: ATP binding; metal ion binding; methylcrotonoyl-CoA carboxylase activity. The transcript has 19 exons. Lineage: Eukaryota; Metazoa; Chordata; Actinopteri; Lampriformes; Lampridae. Bases 83 to 2239 code for a protein of 718 amino acids.
AGCUGUCCUCUCGCCUCUCAGGUAUAUCGCUGGUCGGCCACUAAGUCCAGGCUAGUAGCCUAGCUAGCAGCUGUCCCGGGAUAUGGCUGCAGUUAUUCUGAAUUUCCCCACCCUGCAGGGUAUGAGAAAAUUUACACAGACACUGUCAUGGACCAAAGGAUGUGUGAAGUUUGUUUCAGGAGGAGUGGGAAAGAUAGAAAAAGUGCUGAUAGCAAAUCGAGGAGAGAUUGCGUGUCGUGUGAUGCGCACGGCCAAAAAGAUGGGUGUUCGCUCUGUGGCUGUGUACAGUGAUGCAGACAGACACUCCAUGCAUGUGGCCAUGGCAGAUGAGGCUUACCACAUUGGACCUGCAGCCUCCCAGCAGAGUUACCUGUGUAUGGAGAAGGUUUUGGAAGUGGCAAAGAGAUCUGGAUCAAAUGCGGUCCACCCUGGCUAUGGUUUUCUCUCAGAGAAUACAGAGUUUGCAGAGGCCUGCAAACAGGAGGGCAUCAUCUUCAUAGGUCCCCCAUCCUCUGCCAUCCGUGACAUGGGCAUUAAGAGCACAUCAAAACACAUCAUGUCUGCUGCUGGCGUGCCAAUCAUUGGUGGUUACCAUGGUGAGGAGCAAUCCAACCAAAGACUUCAAGAAGAAGCAGCCCGGAUUGGUUAUCCUGUGAUGAUAAAGGCAGUCCGUGGAGGCGGGGGGAAGGGUAUGCGUAUCGCCCGGUCAGAUUCAGACUUUUUAGAGCAGUUGGAGUCAGCCAGGCGAGAGGCAAAGAAGUCCUUCAACGAUGACGUUAUGUUGGUGGAGAAAUUUGUAGAGGACCCGAGACACGUAGAGGUGCAGGUGUUUGGGGACCAGUAUGGUAAUGCUGUCUAUCUUUUUGAGAGAGACUGUAGUGUCCAGAGACGACAUCAGAAAAUCAUAGAGGAGGCGCCAGGGCCGGGCAUUAGCCCUGACGUUAGGAGGAAACUUGGAGAGGCUGCGGUUAAAGCAGCCAAGGCUGUCAACUACAUAGGGGCAGGCACGGUGGAGUUUAUCAUGGACGCCCAGCAUAACUUCUAUUUUAUGGAGAUGAACACCAGACUGCAGGUGGAACAUCCCGUCUCUGAGAUGAUCACUGGAACAGACCUGGUGGAGUGGCAGCUCAGGGUGGCAGCAGGUGAGCGCUUGCCUCUCCUCCAGGAUGACAUCGUCUUAAGAGGACACUCAUUUGAAGCUCGCAUCUACGCUGAAGACCCCAACAAUGACUUCCUGCCUGGGGCAGGCCCUCUGCUGCAUCUCUCCACCCCCCAGUCAGAUCAACAAACACGAAUUGAGACCGGUGUCCGGGAAGGGGAUGAGGUGUCAGCCCAUUAUGAUCCCAUGAUAGCUAAACUGGUGGUGUGGGGAGAAGACCGGUCGGCUGCCCUAAAGAAACUGAGAUAUUGCCUAAGACAGUACAAUAUUGUGGGUCUGAACACCAACAUUGACUUCUUGCUGAGCCUGUCAGGCCACCCAGAGUUUGAGGCGGGAAACGUGAGCACCAGCUUCAUCCCCCAGCACUACAGCGACCUCUUCCCCGCACCAAUCGCACCCUCUGGGGUCACGCUGUGCCAGGCCGCCCUGGGCUUGGUGCUUCAGGAGAGGAAAUGCACAGAGGAGUUCACACAGAGCUCCAACGAUCCGUACUCCCCAUUUGGUUCCAGUAGUGGUCGGAGACUCAACAUGCUGUUUAACAGAAAUGUGACACUCCAGCUGGCAGACAAGAAAGUGGAUAUGGUGGUCUCGUAUAACAGCGAUGGGAGCUACACUAUGCGGAUUGGCGGCGAGGUGUACCAUGCAACAGGAGAGGUGGAGGCAGAGGGCGGAGCUUCAUUCUUGCACUGUUCUGUGAACGGGGUAAAGUCCCGUCCCAAACUGGUCAUCCUCAACAACACUGUCCACCUCUUCUCAAUGGAAGGUUGCGCUGAAGUCUCCAUACCUGUACCCAAGUAUCUGGCUGGUGUGAGUGGUUCUGGGGCCCAGGGUGGAGCUGUGGCCCCUAUGACUGGAACUAUAGAGAAGGUGCUGGUGAAGGCCGGAGACAAGGUGGAUGUUGGAGACCCUCUCAUGGUCAUGAUUGCCAUGAAGAUGGAGCACACCAUCCGGGCGCCAAAGUCGGGUGUGAUCAAGAAGGUGUUUUUCACCGAGGGCUCCCAGGCCAACCGCCACGCUCCGCUGGUGGAACUGGAAGAGGAGGAGGAGGAGGAGGAGAAGGGAGCGGAGGGCAGCCAGUAAACCUUACACACAUGCACAGGCUCAUGAAUUAAGUGCGAUACACAGCGGUGUUGAUUUGGUUGACGAAAAGUCUUUGUCAACGACCUGACGAAAACGAGUUAACUAAAGGUAACCU